Messenger RNA from Gaeumannomyces tritici R3-111a-1, 1960 nucleotides. Its product is annotated as ATPase family AAA domain-containing protein 1. The record is from RefSeq and is a predicted model, not a curated record. NCBI's taxonomy places the organism in Eukaryota, Fungi, Ascomycota, Sordariomycetes, Magnaporthales, Magnaporthaceae. Gene Ontology annotation, cellular component: mitochondrial outer membrane. Bases 296 to 1633 code for a protein of 445 amino acids. The transcript is spliced from 4 exons. Gene Ontology annotation, molecular function: ATP binding; ATP hydrolysis activity.
GGCACGUCCCGGCACCCCCAGGAAUUACCAAGAAAGGCGGACGGCAGACAACAAGACGCCGCCACCAGCCCGACAGGACACUCUUCACCACUAUCGGGGACUAAACCACAUGCUGGUCAGAGCCUCGGCUAGGAACAAACCCACCGCCCUCGACCACCCCUGCCCGCCUCGCUGCCCCUCGACACCUGGACUCGACCACGACGCCGCCGCCCAGGCUAUUUUUCCCUUGUUCAUCUCAGUAGGGUUGGUUCCAGUCAGAGCUUCCUGACUGUCCAGCCCAUCCGCACCGCCGUUGAUGUGGGGCCUGGGGUCGAAGCUCGCGACCAUGGCGGACCGCAAACGGGCUGGCGACUACCUGAUGGACAUUGUCAUGUUCGCAGGCAUGACCGCAACCCUCUACUUUCUGACCAAGAACAUCCUCUCGUCCCUCACCAACACCCUCGUCGACCCGGACAAGGAGAAGCACGAGCAGGCCAGUCUCAAGGCAAAGGCGAACCUGCAGAGGCUACGCAACCGCAAGGAUGCCGACGCCAAGGGCGACGCCACCGACGGUGACACGUCCAGCGCCCGGGGCAGCGGCCCCCGCGUUGAGGACCUAGUGCUGAACGACUACGAGAACCAGAUUGCACUUGAGGUGGUGGCCCCCGAGGACAUAACCGUGGGCUUCGACGACAUUGGCGGCAUGGACGAGAUAAUCGAGGAGGUCAAGGAGGCCGUCAUCUACCCGCUGACCAUGCCUCACCUCUACUCGCACGCCGCCCCGCUUCUCGCCGCGCCCUCGGGCGUGCUGCUCUACGGCCCUCCCGGGUGUGGAAAGACCAUGCUGGCCAAGGCGGUGGCGCACGAGAGCGGUGCUUCCUUCAUCAACCUGCACAUAUCAACCCUGACGGAGAAGUGGUACGGCGACUCCAACAAGCUAGUCCGCGCCGUCUUCUCUCUCGCCCGCAAGCUACAGCCCGCCAUCAUUUUCAUCGACGAGAUCGACGCCGUGCUCGGCACCCGCACCCGCGGGGAGCACGAGGCCAGCGGCAUGGUCAAGGCCGAGUUCAUGACGCUAUGGGAUGGCCUGACGUCGUCCAACGCGUCUGGCGUCCCGUCGAGGAUAGUUGUGCUGGGGGCGACGAACCGUAUCAACGACAUUGACGAGGCGAUCCUACGGCGCAUGCCCAAGAAGUUCCCCGUGCCGCUGCCCGGGCGGGAGCAGCGGCGGCGGAUCCUGGAGCUUGUGCUGGGCCCGACCAAGCGGGACCCGGAACAGUUCGACCUAGAGUACGUGGCGGCCGUGACGGCGGGAAUGUCGGGCAGCGACCUCAAAGAGGCGUGCCGCGAUGCAGCCAUGGCGCCCAUGCGCGAGCACAUCCGUGCCCAGCGCGCAGCAGGCGUACCCAUGGCCAAGGUCGACCCGGCCAUGAUCCGCGGCAUCCGGACCGAGGACUUCUUCAACAAGAGGGGCGGUGCGCAGCCGCAGAGGCACCACCAGAACCAUGAGCAGCUGCGAGAGGCCCGGGCCGUCGCCGACAUCAAGGCCGGGGGCGCGGCCGAGGCGAAGCGGGCGUCGGGGAGCAGCGACGAGUACGAAGAUGUGGACGACGAUGACGAAACCCAGCAGCAGAGACCUGUGUCGCCGGACUAGGAGGCCGUGGAUUGUCGGCGGAGACCACGUUCGCAUUCGUCUUGUUAUUUUGUUCUGCCUGCGAUGAAUUGCUGCGCAGUUGGAUAUCAGCUGCCAGGACGGUUUUCCCAGUCGUUGAGACGGCAUGUUUUGCCCGGCGUUCGCGGUAAACAGGCAUGUACAAAUCUAAUGUGGAUAUAGACAGAUGGGGGCACGGGCGGGAUGCCGAUAUGAAGACAUAUUCAACCAAAUGUUACUGCCGUUACUACACAGUAGUUCCUGGGCAACCCCUUGCUGUUGAUAGCCAUUUCCAGGUUUGCCAGAGUCAGGCCCGAUCACAAAGAGCCG